AUGUACUUACGACGCAUCGCCAUUAUCGUCUUCCUCUUCGUUGCCGCCUCUUUCGUGGCCUGGUUUUUGCCUCGAUAUCUCGAUCCGACGCCCCCAGAUCAAGAGAAACAACUCCGGGACAAGAGAUGGGUCAGCAGCAGUCCGUAUUGGCUCGACCGACAGGCCUGCAGGUGGCUGAGCCUUUGCGGUGUCCACCACCUAACCUGGGACCCCGCCGCCCUAUUGCCGUGGGGAAACGGCACCGACGAUGAUUUCUUCGCCGACCGACUGGAGCUUCGGUCGCUGUACAACGAGGAAGGCAGACAUCGAGGCUGGGAGAACGCUCGCCGGACGAGGCGUUCCCCCCAGGCGCAGGGCUCCGACUCCGACUCCGACUCCGACUCCGACUCGGACGAAACACGUUCCCGCAUUCCCGAUUACGUCCUCAAAUAUGCGCCCUUGGUUCAUCUUUACUCGGGCGAGAAUUUCUGGCCCGCCGAUAUCGCCGAACACGUCUUGCAUAUGGUUCCUUACCUGGAAGAAGACGCCUUGAAUCGGACCGCUGUCCUCGCCAAUCUCCAUGAGCUAAACGAGGAAGACGGUCGUGUCUUUCUGACCGCCGCCGAAGACGUGGAAUCAAGACCCCCGUGGCUGCACAGCGAAGUCGGCAUUCCCGAGCCCUGGGAAGAUGAGUCUGACGACCAGGAUGAUUCCAGUAGCGCCGAGAGCUCCGGUACCCAUUCCCCAGGUGGCCGGUCCAAGCAUGAAGGAGGUACCGACACCACCUGGUUUGAUGCGUCCCGCGACAGCCCCGUCCACCGCAUUUCCGACCCCCGUCGCUUGGAGAAGAAUACGUUUGCAUCCAGGCGCAAUGCGCAGUUGGUUUCCCGCAGGGACCAGCGACCCAUGGUGUCGGAACCGUCAUCCACCACCCACAAGCCUGACGAAAAGGGGCACUCCAAGGCACCGGCUAUCCUGAUUCUCGUAGACAAAGGCAACGGCAUAGUCGACGCCUUCUGGUUCUUUUUCUACUCGUACAACCUUGGCCAGACCGUCCUCAACAUCCGAUUCGGCAACCACGUCGCCGACUGGGAGCAUUGUCUGAUUCGCUUCGAACACGGCGAGCCGCGCGGCAUCUUCUUCUCCGAGCACGAGGGCGGCCAGGCCUACACCUACGAAGCCGUCGAGAAGAUGGACGGCCGGCCCGUCAUCUACUCGGCCGUCGGCAGCCACGCCAUGUACGCCCAGCCGGGGAACCACCCCUACAUCCUCCCCUUCAACAUGCUCAAGGACGUCACCGACCGCGGACCCCUCUGGGAUCCCUCCAAGAAUACCUACUCCUACUGGUACGACCAUGUCCAGGACCUCGAUGACGGGCUCGAUCUCGACGACGAUCUGGACGGCGAGGUCGAGCUGCUCUCGACUCACCGUCACGCCAACGCUACCAGUCUCGUGCCCACCUCCGAGAACCCGGACGCUCCGACCAGCUGGUUUCACUUUGCCGGGCCUUGGGGCGACCAGGUGUAUUCCCUCGCCGACCGUCGCCAGUGGCGCCUCUUCAGCCAAUAUCAUUAUGUCACCGGGCCGCUGGGCCCCAAGUUCAAGCGCCUCGGCCGCGAGAGACUCUGUACGGCUGACGGCUGUCGCAUUCUCGAGACUCUUGAGCCCGGUCAGACCUGGUAUGGCUGA
This is a messenger RNA of Sodiomyces alkalinus F11, 1668 nucleotides long. RefSeq names its product vacuolar protein sorting-associated protein. The record is from RefSeq and is a predicted model, not a curated record. The transcript has a single exon. Bases 1 to 1668 code for a protein of 555 amino acids. NCBI's taxonomy places the organism in Eukaryota, Fungi, Ascomycota, Sordariomycetes, Glomerellales, Plectosphaerellaceae.